CCAAAUAUGCUCUAAGCUUAAAACGGGAAUUCCAGCAAAGUGAUUAGCUGCUGAGCUUUAAAGCUUUAUUGAUUUUGAAAAUUUCAUUGUUUAAAAUUGUGAUCGAUUUAAAGUCGCAAAGAAGUGUCCAACCUUCAGUGAAAUUUAAUAGCAAAUUAGUUAACAUUUGUUUGAUUUAAGGGGAAUUACUAGGUUAUAAUUGAUAACGUCCCACCAGCCACUAGAUCCGGGUGACUAAUCACCCAUUCGAGUGCUUGUAUCGUAUCGGCUUAUUGUUGCAGGGUUUAUUUAUUUUUUUAAGUCAAAAAUGCCAGCAAUAGACAGCAAUCUUUACGGCUGUUUGCUUCCGCCUACACGUACAUUAUCAAAUGCAACGAGAUACGGCGCUUCGUUGGAUUGACCAUAUCGCUUGUGCGAAUUCAAACUUCACUUGCUGUGUUCAUUGAUGCGUACUUCAAGGGGAUCGGCCGCUCACGGGAGGCCCUCGGCAUUGUUAUUGUCCGUGGUGCUGCUACUACUACCGAUUGCCGUAGUACAUUGCCAGCAGUGGGGUGACCCAAAGUUUGUUAGCGAAAAUACAGAAAACAUAUCACUGGCCGCAUUUAACGAGGCGGUGCUGCAGCAAGAUGUAUGGAUGGUGGAAGAGAUUCCCGCACCAUUCGUACUGCUGUGUCUAAACUACCAAGGGCCACCGGAACCAAGCAUACGGCAAGCUCCAUCCAAUCUCGAGGUGGAGCUCAAGCGUGCGAACGAUGACCGCUGGUGCAUCUACAUCAAUCGCCGCCAGGACUACGAGGUGGACAAACAUAGUAACGUCAUUUUUCUGGUGGUGGAAAACCCUGCCAUACCGUACACCAUCUCGGUGACACUGGUUAACGUCCUUGACAAUGCGCCCGUAAUGACGGCGGAGGGGGCCUGUGAGAUUGAAGAGCUGCGUGCCGACUUCGAUACGGACUGUCUGUUUAACGUGUACCAUGCGGAUGGGUACGAGGUAAAUGGUAUUGGCAAUUCGAGCACGAACGAGCUGUCCUUUGCGAUCGACGAUGCGGCCGGUGCUGGUGAGCAUUUCCAGUACGUGGCGUCAACUCAAACGCAUCCCCAGCCGAACUACAACAAGCUGUAUCAUUUGAGAGUUAUCAAAGCGCUAGACUACACGGAGAAAGCUAUCUUCAACUUUAUCACCACCGUGUACGAUCUGGAAAGGACACACUCGUUCAACAUGAGUACCAUCAUACAGGUGCGCAAUGUGGACAGCCGGCCGCCAAUUUUCAGCCGUCCGUUCACCAGCGAACGUAUCAUGGAAAAGAACAAGUUUGAAACGCGCGUAGUCGCCAUCGACAGAGACACCGGUCUGAACAAACCGAUUUGCUACGAACUGACGACGGCUGAUCCCAAAUAUCAAAAAUAUUUCGAAAUUGGACAAACGGACGGAUUGCUCACGGUACUUCCUAUCGAUCGUGAUGCGGAACAGAAUGAACUGUACAUAUUUACGAUUGAAGCCUACAAAUGUCACAACAAGCUGCUAAGUACAUCCAGCGAAGGAGCCAUCAUUUUGGAAGAUAUAAAUGAUAACUUUCCGGAAAUAGCUAUGAGUCCCAUUGAGUUAGACUUUUGGGAAAAUACUGUAAUGGAACUAAACUUCGACCAGUUUACGAUAAACGAUCGGGAUCUGGGUGAACAUGCCCGGUACAAUGUCCGUUUGACAGAAACGGUGGCCGGCGUACAGCAGGCAACGACCUCGUUUACCAUCAUCCCGGAGAGUGGUUACCAGCUGGUGUCGUUUACGAUCAACAUAAUUAACGCUUCCCUGUUGGAUUACGAACUGCCUGAAAGGCAGACGUUUCUCCUCCACGUUACCGCACAGGAACCGAUCGAACUGACGCAUCAAAACACACAGACAGUAGCGAUACGGCUACGGAAUUGGAAUGAUGAGGUGCCAAAGUUUAGCGGGGAGUAUUACCAAACGAGCGUGCUGGAAACAGUCGGUGCUGAGACACUGUUAGCGACAGUCGCCAUUACCGAUCGUGACGUUGACGAUAGUAUCAAGCUGACGGUUUUGGGACGAUUGUCCGAAAGUUUGCAAGUGAUUCAAUUACCGGUCAGCAUCGAUCCUACAUCCAGUGAACCAUUGUAUCAGUUUGAAAUUAAAACCAAACAAGCUGACAUUUUUGACUACGAUAUCGCCAAUGAGGUGAUCGUACAGCUACAGGGUGAGGAUACACUGCGUACAGAGAAAAAUGAACCAAUACAUCAGAUCUUUUCACAACUGACCAUUACCGUGAUCGACGUCAAUAACAAACCUCCACAGAUUAGUUUACCCCGCAGUACGAUGCACAUUCUCGAGAACUCUGUCGCCGAAAGUGAGGUUAUUAUUGGGGAGGAAGAAGUGGCACAGAUCAUCGGUACCGAUCCAGAUACGGAAGCGGAGUUGGAAUUUAGCAUCGAUUGGAGCAAUAGCUAUGGGACAAAGAGUGGAGUUCGUGCUAAGGCUGAAACAUAUGAAAACUGUUUCUACAUACACGAGGUGAAGGAAAAUCGACAACGAACCAUUGGUACCAUAAGGGUGAAUCCUGAAUUUCAGCAAGAUGUAGAUUACGAAAUGUACGAUACACUGUUUCUGUCGAUUCGGCUGAUCGAUCGAAAUCAGACAAUUAUGCCGAACAUGGCAGAAACGGUAGUGGCGAUCCAGAUAGACGAUGAAAAUGAUAAUCCACCUUUCUUCGCCAAUGAGACGCUAACGGUGGAACGAUCGGUAAAGGAACAAUCGGAUAGCGGUGUAACUAUCGGUAACAUCAUAGCAUACGACAUUGAUGGUCCGGGUAAUAACGAAAUGACCUUCACCAUGGAACCGUUAGAUCCAGCCCACAAAGAUUGGAUGGAGAUAGAUCAGAACGGUAUUAUAAGGGUGAAAGCGAAUCAAUCCAUCGACUGUGACACACCGCCCACCAAUGUGGUGCUGCAAAAAGUUACCGUGUCCGACUGGAAAUGGAGCACCUCGCACGAUUUUACGAUUGUACUGAUGGACACGAACAACAAGCAACCCUAUCACGAUCCCUUUCCGGACGAGGGUCGGGUGUAUAAGUUCGAAAAAAUUCCCUCCAACACGGAAAUCGUGCUGGUGGAGGGCAAGGAUAAAGAUCGCGAUGUACCAUACCAUACCGUAUCGUACGAGAUCAACUAUCGUGAUUUUCCACAGCUGCAGCGGUACUUUGAGGUCGAUAGUGGCGGUCGGGUGUAUGUGAAGGAAAACAACGAUCUGCUCGACCGUGAUGCGGGGCUGGCAAGCAUUAUGAUCAACAUCGUGAUGGUGGAUAAUGCGGGUGGAUUUGGCAUUCAAAACCGUGUAUCGACCAACAUCAAUGUGAUGCUGCUCGAUAUCAACGACCACUAUCCGGAACUUCCAGCGCUCACAACCGACGAGUUGCAAGUAUCGGAGGACUUCAAACAGAACUACAUUAUGAAGGCGAAUUUUACUGCAAUCGAUCUGGAUGAUAGGGAAACGCCGAACGCAAAGAUUAAUUACUACGUGCGACAGAUUUUACCCGCGCGGGAAACUGCAAUAUUCACCCUCGAGCGUAUCGACGAGUACAGUGCUUCGCUAAAAGUGGCACAAGAUUUAAAAGGUUUCCACGGCACAUACACGCUGGAAGUUGAGGCUUGCGAUAGAGGUAGCGAGUACAGGCCGGAUAUUGAACUUCCAACACCGGCGGUAAAUAACUGCGCGACACGCGAUUACGAAGUGGUAGUUAUGCCAUUUAAUUAUAACAGCCCAACCAUUACUUACCCCACCCGAAAUGCACAGAUCCGUCUGAAAUACGAAUCAUUAAAAAAUGGUACUACCCUGGUCGAUACGAAUGGAUCUAAUUUGCCGAAUUUUGCUGCCGUUGAUGAUGAUGGUGGCAUAUACGGACACGUUACGUUCUCCCUUCGAAGCACCAAUGAUAACGAUAAAGACCAUGAGAUAUUCCGGGUGGAACCGGUGGACGAGAAAUCGGGCCGUCUCGUGCUGGAAAACGAUCAAGCGGUCGAACCGUUUCCGAAAAAUUACAGCCUUACCGUGAUUGCGAGAGAUGGGGGCGACAAGCAGACGGAAACUUCUAUCUAUAUCGUCUUUAUAAAUAUGACGGGCGAACCGGCCUUUUUGCAGACGUCCUUCGAUACAAAUUUUACAGAAAAUGAAGACGGUCUAGACGAGAUACGGCAAUUACCAUUCGCUGAGGAUCCGAAGAAUGCCGGCCUGCCACCUGGUGCCCAAACGAACGUAUUCUACUUCAUCGACGUGAAGUACGGUAAUGCGAGUCACCUGUUUGCGCUGGAUGCGGAAACAAAUGUGCUCCGUUUGGCCCGGAUGCUCGAUCGGGAAGAGAUACCGUCACACGAAAUACGAAUCGUUGCUACCAACAACGAAAAUGGUCCACCGGCAACGGUCGUCGACGAAUCAUCCCCAUCGGUGCUGGUCGUACGGAUCAAGGUGAACGAUGUGAACGAUAAUCCGCCAGUGUUUCAGCAACGGUUCUAUGCGGCCGGUAUCACCACGAACGACCGGGUACAGAAGCCACUGUUUCGCGUCUACGCCGAAGAUCCGGACGAGGAUGAAAUCAUCCGGUACGAGGUGGUGGACGGUUCGGAACAAGCGGUUGGUGAAAACCUACAAACGGACACGUUGCCCUUCCGGUUACAUGAAACCAGCGGGGAGCUAACGUUGGUACAAAAGGUACAGCCCAACCAGAAGGGAUACUAUCAGUUCACCAUCAUUGCGUUCGAUAAGGACGAUACGCACAACGAUACGGUGGAGGCGAAGGUGUACAUCGUGUCCGAAUCGAACCGUGUGACAUUCGUGUUUUUGAACAGCGUCGAGGAGAUUGAUCAGCCGGACGUGCGAGACUUUCUCGCCCUCCAAUUGAGCGCAUCGUACGGAAUGCAGUGCAACAUCGACGAUAUCGACCAGGCGCUUAUCGAACGGCAGGAAGGAUCCGGCAGCAGCACUGCCCUGACGGAUGUUCGAACCCAUUUCAUCCAGGACAAUCAGGCGGUGGAAGCCAGCCGGAUACAGCAAAGGUCCUCGAACCGUACCUUCGUCACCGAAUUAAAGGCCUCGCUGCGGCUACGCAACCUUUCGCUUCAGGAUGUCCCACCGCCGACAGCGGAAUCGUUGUCCGAGGCGGACGAAACGCUGCAGAUAAUCCUGAUUGUGGUAUCCGCGGCCCUUGCCGUACUGUGCGUGAUUCUGUUCGUGGCGUUCUUCAUCAAGAUUCGGAGCUUGAACCGCCAGCUGAAGGCACUGUCCGCCACGGACUUUGGCUCUAUUUCGUCCGAGCUGAACGGGAAACCGACGCGCAACGUUCCGACGACGAAUAUCUUCUCCAUCGAAGGAUCUAACCCGGUGCUGAACGAUAACGAGUUCGGUCGUAAGGGUGGUGGAGUUUACGAUGAUCUUAGCCUUCAAUCGGAAGAAUCCGAUUUCACCGAUAUGGAUAAGGAUAUAUUCUCGCCGAAGCGAAAGGAGAGCCUCAAUCCUGCCUUUCUGGAACAUUUACGUCAGCGCUCGUUAAAUCCAAUGGCUAACGGAAGGGACAAAAGCAUCGAAGUCAUAGAUGGUUCCAAUCAUAAAAAACUGGACGAAACCGACGACGAACUGUCCCAUCGGUUCUAACCGUUGCCAAUUCGGGUAUUUUAAUGGCAAUGUUUUCCGUAUUAAUUUUAGCUGUAAAUACGUUUUACUGUUAUUGGAUGAAAUGUGGUAGAUAACGGUGUCUUAAUUCGGUAUGUUUCUAAUCACUACAAAAUGACUUCUGAUGCGUGUGGGAGGAUUUUUUGUUGUUUGCUGAUACCACGACGAUACACAACAGCGCCGUAAAAGCUACCACACACAGGCAUGGUCCGGCUGUGACAGUUUUUUUUUAUCUGUAUAUAAUAAAUAAACGAAAAAAUCAUAGGAUGUGGAAAAAAAACCAAUCCUUCCAUCUUGAA
Molecule: messenger RNA, 5970 nt
Organism: Anopheles funestus (African malaria mosquito)
Lineage: Eukaryota; Metazoa; Arthropoda; Insecta; Diptera; Culicidae
Product: cadherin-23-like
Exons: 20
Coding region: 446-5653 (1735 amino acids)
Biological process (GO): multicellular organism development; adherens junction organization; calcium-dependent cell-cell adhesion
Cellular component (GO): catenin complex; plasma membrane; adherens junction
Molecular function (GO): cadherin binding; calcium ion binding
Source: RefSeq, a predicted model, not a curated record